Enhydra lutris kenyoni (northern sea otter) is the source of this 1143-nucleotide messenger RNA. Its product is annotated as dual specificity phosphatase 9. The coding region runs from base 1 to 1143 and encodes 380 amino acids. Gene Ontology annotation, cellular component: cytoplasm; cytosol. Gene Ontology annotation, biological process: protein dephosphorylation; negative regulation of MAPK cascade. The record is from RefSeq and is a predicted model, not a curated record. Gene Ontology annotation, molecular function: MAP kinase tyrosine/serine/threonine phosphatase activity; protein tyrosine/threonine phosphatase activity. Lineage: Eukaryota; Metazoa; Chordata; Mammalia; Carnivora; Mustelidae. The transcript has 3 exons.
AUGGAGGGCCUGGGCCGCUCGUGCCUGUGGCUGCGUCGGGAGCUGUCGCCCCAGCGGCCCCAGCUGCUGCUGCUGGACUGCCGAAGCCGCGAGCUGUACGAGUCGGCGCGCAUCGGCGGGGCGCUGAGCGUGGCGCUGCCGGCGCUUCUGCUGCGCCGCCUGCGGCGGGGGAGCCUGUCGGUGCGCGCGCUCCUGCCCGGGCCGCCGCUGCAGCCGCCCCCGCCCGCCCCGGUGCUCCUGUACGACCAGGGCGGGGGCCGCCACCGGCGCGGGGAGGCGGAGGCCGAGGAGUGGGAGGCCGACUCGGUGCUGGGCACUCUGCUCCAGAAGCUGCGGGAGGAAGGCUACCUGGCGUACUACCUGCAGGGUGGCUUCAGCAGAUUCCAGGCGGAGUGUCCCCACCUGUGUGAGACCAGCCUCAGCAGCCGAGGUGGCCCCAGCACAGCCCCAGGGCCCAGCCCAGUGGUGGGGCUGGGUGGCCUCUGCCUGGGCUCUGACUGCUCUGAUGCCGAAUCCGAGCCGGACCGCGACGCCAUGAGCUGUGGCCUGGAUUCAGAGGGUGCCACACCCCCCCCAGCGGGGCUGCUGCCCUCCUUCCCUGUCCAGAUCCUGCCCAACCUCUACCUGGGCAGCGCCCGGGAUUCAGCCAACGUAGAGAGCCUGGCCCAGCUGGGCAUCCGCUACAUUCUCAACGUCACCCCCAACCUCCCGAACCUCUUUGAGAAGAAUGGUGACUUUCACUACAAGCAGAUCCCCAUCUCAGACCACUGGAGCCAGAACUUGUCCCAGUUCUUUCCUGAGGCCAUUGCAUUCAUCGAUGAGGCCUUGUCCCAGAACUGCGGGGUGCUCGUUCACUGCCUGGCAGGCGUCAGCCGCUCUGUCACCGUCACCGUGGCCUACCUCAUGCAGAAGCGCCACCUCUCCCUCAACGAUGCGUACGACCUGGUCAAGCGGAAGAAGUCUAACAUCUCACCCAACUUCAACUUCAUGGGGCAGCUGCUGGACUUCGAGCGUAGCCUUCGGCUGGAGGAGCUGCGCGCCCGGGAGCGCAGCAGCGGGGGGCACAAGUCCUCGGCCUCCGACCCGCCCUCCUUCUUCACCACCCCUACCAGCGAUGGUGUCUUCGAGUUGGACCCCACAUAG